Molecule: messenger RNA, 1090 nt
Organism: Lucilia cuprina (Australian sheep blowfly)
Lineage: Eukaryota; Metazoa; Arthropoda; Insecta; Diptera; Calliphoridae
Exons: 3
Coding region: 677-1090 (137 amino acids)
Source: RefSeq, a predicted model, not a curated record
AGUUGAACCUCGGACAAGACGGUUUUACAUACAACGGAAAAUCGUGCACGGAAAGUUUUGUAUACUACAGGAAUUAUUUUGUGUGUUUUUUGUUUCUACAGCAACUUUUUUCUAUCCUUUUAAGCAACAAACACGAAAUGAAAAGGAUAGCAAUAUAUUUUUGAAAAACAUACACUUUUAAACUUGUGAACGACGUCAUAACCUAGAGACAUCAUUUUUGUUGCUGUUACUUCCUUGUUGUUGUUUUUGCUCUGGUUCAAUAUCAAUGUAAAGAUAAAGUGGAGUUUGAGAGCGAGUUGUUGGGUCCAUGUGUGAGGGAGUGAAAUUUUCAUAUUGUUAAAGAUAUAAAGUGAAAGUGUUUUUUUGUGUAUAUUUGUGGAUGAUGAUGAUUGUCUAAGGUGUUGCUAAAUAAUUUCAAAUUCUGUAUUUAAUGUUAGACAUAAAAGUGAAAAAAUAUAAAAAAAAACUUUAAGAAAAAAAGUACAAACGUUUUUCUUAAUUCACGUGACCCUAUUUUUUAUUAGUAUUGAUGGCUUCUUCUACUACUUGAAAUACAUAAAUUACUAAAUCAAUAUUUACACCUUAUUUGGUGAUUGUGGUGUUGGUCAAUAACUGUGAAAAGAACGUAAACCAAACCAAACCAAAACAAAACGUAUUUGUUUUUAUUUGAUAUAUAAUGGAUUUUACAAAAUUUAUGAAUAAAUUUAAUGAAAUCGAGCGACAAUUGUCGCCAACUUCUGCUUUACGCUUAAGUUUCGACAAUAUUUCACCCGAAACGGAAGAACCCGAAAAUAAACGCCUUUGGGGUGUACCAGUACCACCGUUUGUUUCCGAUAAAGUUGUUUCCUGGAUUGAAGAGGAAUUUACAGAUCCACCUAUAUUUUUUAAUGAUUUUUUAGUAUUGAAAAAAGUUGAAAAUGUUCGCAUGAUUGAUCGUUAUAAUACGAAAAAUCCAAUUGUUGGUACUUUAUAUUUGACAGCAACACAUUUAAUAUUUGUUGAACCGGACAGCAAUAAAGAGACAUGGAUUAAGAAUAAAGUUCUUCGUGAAAUAUUUGAAGAUUCUUAUUGUAUUUGUUUCCUAGAUUAA